CAUGAGCAUUAUUUAUUUUCCGGUGGGACCUGUCAUUCCAGAGCAGUGAGAGUCCACAUACGAUACAGUAUGAAGGAAUUCUGAGCAAUCAAAACUUCCCUUUCAAGCCCAAUCCUUUUUCUCUCUCACUGUCUGAUUUCCUUGCCAAGCCAUUUCCCACUCCUUCUCUGUAAGGCCGUAAACGCUCUCCCCUUCCUCAUUCUUGUUCUCUCGCUCCCACUUUACCCCCCCUCCCAACCCUGCAGAACUCUUUUCUUGGUUCGUGAUGAACAGAGAGUAAUGGGUUCUUGCGCUUCUGUUCAUAGAAACACGGAGACCGACAUGAAAUUCAAACUGUCACUUGGAUCCAAAGCUGACAAGAUUGUGAUUCCCCCAUCACCCGUCAAGGAAAAACCCCGCAACGACAACUUUCCGAUCCACGGUAGCAAAGAGGAAACGUUUUUUGAUUCAAAGCCCUGGAUAGACUCGGACGGCGAAGAUGAUUUCUAUAGUGUCAAUGGUGAGCUUACACCAUCUCGGGGCAGCUCUCCGGUUCACCACUCUUUGGGGAACUCUGGUGUCAAGAGAACCCCUUCUGAGAAUAGAAAUCCCGGUUCGCUGCAAGAACCAUCUCCAACGGAAAGGAAGAAGAAACUUGUAGAACUUUUUCAAGACAAAGAUGAGGCUGAGGGUGAGAAAAAAACCCCCGAUACCCAAAACAAAGGUGAAGAAACUCAAGUUAAAACAACUAUCCAGGACUUGCUUCCAAAAUCUGCACAAAGCACCCCAUACAUCUCGGGGGCCAACUCUGUGUGUAGUAGUGAAAGAAGCAUGAACGAGGACCCUCUGUCCAUCAGGGAGAAAUCUGGUAAGUCUGUCCAGUGCUGCCUUCCGAGCUUGGCCUCAUGUCGUAGCUUUAGUGAGAGGAGGAGGAAGAUGAGUCCUGCAAUACCAGCUAAUGGAAAACCUUGACCACGAUUAUACGUUGCAGUCUUGACACAGAAGUGUCUUUUGACAUGUUGUAAAAGUGGCUGAAUUGGCAUUAUGUGAAUGUGACUGUGUACAUCUCAACAUUUUCCUUGUAAAGAAGACUUAUAAUAUUAAUUUUGAGAGCAUUAAAAACUUCUGACUGAAGUGAUGACGCUCUGUAAAAAUGCUAUGAGAUUUUCUUGUGAUAAUAUAUCUUCCAGGGCCCAGUUUAGCCUUAGAA
Molecule: messenger RNA, 1189 nt
Organism: Neltuma alba
Lineage: Eukaryota; Viridiplantae; Streptophyta; Magnoliopsida; Fabales; Fabaceae
Exons: 3
Coding region: 280-951 (223 amino acids)
Source: RefSeq, a predicted model, not a curated record